GAACUCGAACGUAACCGUCGAUUUCUCGAUCGACGGUGAGGGUUGCUGAUCUCCACCACUCCCCGACAAUCGUGACUCCACCGUCGCCACCGUCCGGAUCAAAGCCGAUACCGGCUUCAUCCAGCCGCCGCCGCCGCCGAAUUCUGAAACCCGAAACCCCAACGCCGCCGCCGGAGAUGGCAGCGUACCUGAGCAUGGGCGAGGCGCACCGCCGCAUCGGCGACUACCUCUCCCGCGUGGUCGACGCUAUCUCCUCGUCGGACGGCGCUGCGCUCGCCUCCCUCGUCGCCGUCUCCUCCGCGCCUGGUUCCACCCUUCUCUCCGACGCCCUCGCCGCCUUCCCCGACUUCCCACGCCUCGCCGGCGACCGCUUCCCGCACCUCGCCGACCUCCUCGUACCGCUGCUCCGCGCCAUCCACUCCCACUCCCUCCAGCGUUUCGCCGACGCCUACUCCUCGUUCGAGAAGGCCGCCAACGCAUUCCUGCAGGAGUUCAGGAACUGGGAGACACCGUGGGCGAUGGAGGCGAUGCACACUGUGGCUCUCGAGAUCAGGCUGCUCGCCGAGAAGGCAGAUAGGGAGCUUACGACGACCGGAAAGAACCCUGACAAGCUCCAGGCAGCUGGGUCCUUCCUGAUGAAAGUUUUCGGUGCACUAGCGGUGAAAGGACCUAAGCGUAUUGGAGCACUCUAUGUUACCUGCCAGCUAUUCAAAAUUUACUUCAGGCUCGGAACAGUAAACCUUUGUCGUAGUGUCAUAAGAAGUAUCGAAACUGCCAGGAAUUUUGAUUUUGAAGAUUUUCCGGUGAAAGACAAGGUCACUUACAUGUAUUACACUGGGCGCUUGGAGGUGUUCAACGAGAACUUUCUUGUCGCAGAUCAGAAGCUAACUUAUGCUUUGAUGCAUUGCAAUCCUCAAAGCGAAUCAAAUUUGAGGAGAAUUUUGAAGUUUCUUAUCCCCGUAAAGCUUUCAAUAGGUGUACUGCCAAAAAGGACCCUUCUGGAGAGAUACAAUCUGCUUGAGUAUGCAGAUGUUAUGACUUCACUUAAGACGGGGGAUCUCAGGCUUCUCAGGCAAGCCCUAGACAGGCAUGAAGACCAAUUUUUGAAAUCUGGUGUCUACCUUGUAUUGGAGAAACUCGAACUUCAGGUCUAUCAGAGACUAGUUAAGAAAAUCCAUAUCAUUCAGAGGCAGAAGGAACCAGCCAAGGCACAUCAAAUUAAGCUAGACGUUGUGGUAAAAGCUCUGAAAUGGCUUGAGAUCGACAUGGAUGUGGAUGAGGUGGAGUGUAUCAUGGCAUGCCUCAUAUACAAGAACCUCAUAAAAGGUUACUUUGCUCACAAGAGCAAGGUCCUUGUCCUGAGCAAACAAGACCCCUUCCCGAAGCUGAACGGGAAGCCCGUUUAAUCGCAGGAUCGUUAAUGACCAUCUUGUAAUUCUCGUGAAUUUGCUCACAGAUUAAUGUUUGGGAGACGUCUUUUUCGCAGUAACUGAAACGCUUGUCUGACAAAAACACUCUCGGAUGUAACAUGUAUCGAUGUAUCAUUGUUGGCCGUCAAUUUGGGGGCGAUGGUUUCCCUUACACUUUGCACCCU
Molecule: messenger RNA, 1594 nt
Organism: Panicum virgatum (switchgrass)
Lineage: Eukaryota; Viridiplantae; Streptophyta; Magnoliopsida; Poales; Poaceae
Product: enhanced ethylene response protein 5-like
Exons: 12
Coding region: 177-1406 (409 amino acids)
Biological process (GO): poly(A)+ mRNA export from nucleus; post-transcriptional tethering of RNA polymerase II gene DNA at nuclear periphery; transcription elongation by RNA polymerase II
Cellular component (GO): transcription export complex 2
Molecular function (GO): RNA binding; double-stranded DNA binding
Source: RefSeq, a predicted model, not a curated record